CAAAGUUAAGACUCUCGUCUUCCUGUUAUGUUUCGUAUUUCCAAGACCUGUCUUUGCAACAUGACAACAAAAGCAAAGUAAUUAUUUAGUAUUGCCGGUUUGAGAGAAGCGCUUCUAAAGAUGAAGUUGGUUAGAUUUCUUAUGAAACUAAGUCACGAAACGGUGACAAUCGAAUUAAAAAAUGGAACUCAAAUUCAUGGUACAAUUACAGGAGUAGAUGUAGCGAUGAACACUCAUUUAAAGUCUGUUAAAAUGACUAUUAAAAACAGGGACCCAGUUCAAUUGGAAUCCUUAAGUAUUCGCGGUAACAAUAUACGAUACUUCAUACUGCCAGACAGCUUACCUUUAGAAACACUGCUCAUUGAUGAUACACCUAAAUCAAAAACAAAGAAAAAAGACAGCAGUCGUGGAGGUAACCGCGGCAGAGGACGUGGAGCACGCGGCCGUGGCGGACCUCGAGGUCGUGGUCGUGGACGGGCAGUUGGUAGACGUUAAGAUUUUAAAAUACUGAAAUUAAAUAAAACUUGAAGGAUAAAACAUGGAAA
Messenger RNA from Bactrocera dorsalis (oriental fruit fly), 545 nucleotides. It is a transcript of the gene SmD1, whose product is annotated as probable small nuclear ribonucleoprotein Sm D1. NCBI's taxonomy places the organism in Eukaryota, Metazoa, Arthropoda, Insecta, Diptera, Tephritidae. The transcript is spliced from 2 exons. Gene Ontology annotation, cellular component: spliceosomal tri-snRNP complex; precatalytic spliceosome; U12-type spliceosomal complex. Gene Ontology annotation, biological process: RNA processing; spliceosomal snRNP assembly. Bases 121 to 495 code for a protein of 124 amino acids. Gene Ontology annotation, molecular function: RNA binding. The record is from RefSeq and is a predicted model, not a curated record.